GCUAAGGCCACAUUAAACGCGACUCCAGAAAUAUGCAUUCACUGUUGUACAUGCUUCAACCUCCUUCUACCUACAUAUUUACCUUCAUACAUACAUAGCCAAGUGUGAAGGUACUAAUACUUGGCUGUAUGUACAUAAAGCACCCGAAGCCUGAAAAUUAUACAUUCCAGAAUCCAUAGGUAGCGGGCAAUUAUGGCCCUAUCAAGGUCAGCAAGUGGCCCGGGCGGUCUUUCCAUCAAUACUUCGUCGGCGAACUUGUUUGGAUCUAGUAGCAGUCAACCUCCCGCUCCUGGAGGCCUAUUUGGCUCUGCUUCCAAUUCUCAGCCUGCUGCCGGUUCGAGCCUCUUCGGAAACACAUCCACAACCCCUAAGCCGUCUGGACUAUUCGGAAACGCCCCCUCUACGUCGUCUACGGCCGCCGCUUCACAGCUACAGCCACAGCCACAGCCACAGCAGUCCGGUGGUCUAUUCGGGUCAUCUUCCACCGCAACAUCGCAGCCGCAACAAACGACCUCUAGCUUAUUCGGAGGAGCUACCUCUACAACGCAACCACAACAAGCAGGUGGGCUCUUCGGAAACGCACAACCCACCCAAACUCAGACCCACACGCAACCCCAAGCACAGGCUCAGACUCAGAACACCGGCGGGUUAUUCGGCGGUAGCAUGGCUGGUCAGACGACUUCCGCGGGUGCUGGUGCGCCAGGAGGCUUGUUCGGUAACUCCCUAAAGCCCGCCCAAUCUCAGCCAGCCGCUCUAGGACAGGCUCAGCCACAGCAGCAGCCCGGUAUAGGUUUGGGCGCCUCGCUCGGCUUCGGCCUGACCAUGGGCCAGUCGACCCAACAGAACGUCCCCGGCGUACGUAUCGACGUUAGCAAUCUAAAAGGCACCACGCGCUUCAACGAUCUCCAGGAGGACUUGCAAAAGAACAUCGAGCUCGUCGAUAUGUUCAUCCAGCAGCAAAUGCGACACAAGGAGCAAGUGGAUUCCUUCAUGCCAGGCCACAAGGAGAUGCUCGAGAGUAUUCCCAACGACGUCAACUUUGUUGCCAAGAAAUAUGAAAGUGCGCAUAAUGCGUUGGCGUCGGCGGCUCAGUCCAUCGAAGCGGCCCGUGGUUUGGUCGGGCAGGAUGUUGACCAUGCACGACUCAGCUUCAGGGCGAUUGACAAUUUGAAAUUGCCUGAACAAUAUCACACGGCCGGAAUAUGGUCUCCCAGGCAGCAGCCCGCAGGCACGGCCAACACGGAAGCUGAUGGACAGGACCUCGUCGGUUUCUUCUCAAGGGCAGCAGAUGAGAUGGAGGAUCAAGUGAGGAGAUACGAGAAGAAUAUGACGGAGAUCGAAAUGCACAUGCACGGCGUUUCUGACAGUCUGGUUGAACAGUUGCAGAAGAUGAUGGCAAACAAGAAUGGCGCAUCAACCGGUCCCAAUGAGAAAGCCCAGGAGCUUAGCGCCGUGCUUAGGGAGCUGCAGCAGGGCAUCCUCAAGGUAGCCAGCGACGUUGCCGGCGCCAGAGAGGGUAUGACCCAACUCCAGUUGGGCAAUUUCAUCAGCAAUGAUCGCGAUCGGAAUGGUGUAUACUAAAAGGGUAGUGUAUUAAAAAGUUGGCCACGAGGCUCGGUGCUUGGUAGUUUUUAGAUACCCAAAUAAGAAAUAGGGUCUGAGCCCGACAUGUAAGACACGGGAGGUCCUUGUAGGGAAUUUAGAUGUGUGGUAUUUCAAGGAAUAUUUCCUUCGACAUAUACCUUUAUGGAUACGGUCCGGAGCUUUCUAUUAGGAUGGAGUGCUCGGUCGAGUGAUAGGAAGAAGGUGUGGUUCCGAAAAGGUCAGGACGAAUUCUAUGAUUUCUUCCUGCAACAGGGAGACGCAUAUGGGUAUACUUGGGUAACGUAUUAUGAUGACGGCAAUGGGCGUUCGUUCCCGGGGCCCAAGGGAUCAAGUCGUGAAGCUGAGAUAAAAAGA
This is a messenger RNA of Annulohypoxylon truncatum, 1959 nucleotides long. RefSeq lists its product as uncharacterized. NCBI's taxonomy places the organism in Eukaryota, Fungi, Ascomycota, Sordariomycetes, Xylariales, Hypoxylaceae. Gene Ontology annotation, biological process: nucleocytoplasmic transport. The record is from RefSeq and is a predicted model, not a curated record. Gene Ontology annotation, cellular component: nuclear pore. Gene Ontology annotation, molecular function: structural constituent of nuclear pore. The transcript has 2 exons. The coding region runs from base 193 to 1581 and encodes 462 amino acids.